AAAACGUUCAGAAAGCAAAGUUUAAAAAUAUUUUGACGACUUUCGAAGAAUAAAGAAAAGGAAAAAUGAAAAUUCUUGAAUUUUAAUUGUCUGAAGAGUGUAAAGAUAUGAUUUUUGAUUAUAAAUAGGAAACAAGGAGAGAAAGGGAGAAAAUUGUUUGCUUCAAAGAAAAGAGGAAGGUGGCGAUACAAGGGAAUUGAGAGAUUUUUUCACUAAUCCGGGAGGAAAAAAUUCAUCAAUCGUGGAUUUUCAUAGCGAAGGAGGAACGCGAAACGCGGCCUCACGCAAUCGUAAAACGCGUCGCAAGAAGUCGAGAAAUUCCGCCGGCGACGUCAAGGUGAAAACAAUGACGAGUUCCACGGAAAUUCUCAAGAACGUGCAAAAAAUUGGACAAUAUCCACCGAUUCCAAUGCCGAGUUCAGCGCCUGCAAUUACGAAUCAAAAUCAUCAAUCCGCGCCACCAUUGCGUCCCAGAUCACUUUAUACCGCUCACAGUUAUCAUGACGAGUCUCAUUUUCAGAGAUACAGCGAAUUUUCGAAAUAUUACGAGACCCCACCCUCGGAUCAGUGGGGAGGGGGUGGUGGCGGUGGUGGGGUUGGAACAACAGGAAACAAUGUUUAUUCCUCAACGGCGCUAAAUUGGCGACAGCCAAGAAACUCAAAAUCAAUUCCGUCAACGUAUUAUGCCGCAGAUGAAUCGCCGGCGGCUUGCAUUUACACGGAAAAUUGGCGGGAUCAUGAUAAUGAGCCGAUUGCGGGGGGCGCAAUUGCCACUCCCCACGGGACAAUUUCCCUUCGAUUGCACAAUCGAAUUCGCGUCGAUAUGACAAUUGAUCGCGCCGUUCGUGUCAUUAAUUUCAAGAAUAAUAUUGUCUUGGCAUUGAGUGGAACCGGUGCAGCGGCGGCUCUUUUACAUCCAAACGGAAGAAUUUAUCAAUAUGGAUCGCGCGUUGAAAUUUUAGCUCACGACACUCAUGGAAAUAACAAAUACGCGAAAAUGUGGUACAAGGGCGUAAGUUUUACGUCCGAACAAUGUGCCCUCGUUUAUCUCGUCGAUACCGCAGGGACAAGAACCACGACCGAUUCCUUCUCCGAUAUGAGUCAGGACAUUUCGUUGAGUGUUUUUUACUCGGAAUCGCGACACGGUCCAGCGUGUGUGCAAGAAGCAGCAGCGGCACUAUCGUCGGCACAAUAUUGGCUCACUGACGAGGGUGUCGAAAAUUGGAUCAUCAACAAUGUACGAAUCUCACAAACACCGGAUGGCCUCGUGAGAAUUGCGAGGAACAGCAAUAAAUAUCAAUUGCGAACAUCGCCGAGCAAUGGAACCGCAUCGUUGACGACUCCAUUUUUACAUUGUACAGCUUCACUUGGACAAACGUCGCAUCUUUUUGUACGUCGAGGUGAACGACGAAUGCAUUACGAUGGUACGAGUUUUAUCGUUAGAAAUGCAGGUCACAGCGCUGGAUUUGAUGACAAUAAUCAAUUGAAAGUAUAUUAAAAUAAUCCAUCAAAAAAAAAAA
This is a messenger RNA of Leptopilina heterotoma, 1520 nucleotides long. RefSeq lists its product as uncharacterized. The coding region runs from base 347 to 1498 and encodes 383 amino acids. The transcript is spliced from 8 exons. Lineage: Eukaryota; Metazoa; Arthropoda; Insecta; Hymenoptera; Figitidae. The record is from RefSeq and is a predicted model, not a curated record.